CAGGCAAUUAACAAACAGGACAUAACCAAAUUAAUUAUUAAUGUGCUUCGUGUGAGAGAUUACACUAAUACAAAAAUGAAAGGUGGACGGAAGUUUCAAAAGUUAUCAUUAAAUGCUCGAGCUGCUCUAGAAAAGGGAAAAUUGAGUCGAUCAUUUUGGCUUCGUUUUAAUGCUAAACAUAGCAGCCUUACAAUCAAACGCCAAGGGAGUGUCUCGAUAAACCGUGCACUUAAUUGUUCAAGAGAAAUGGCAUGUAAUCAUUUAGAUUCCCUUGCUAAAGAACUAGUAGAUGUUGGUAUUAUGAUAAAUGAAAAAAUGAUUGAAACAGGGGUUUGGAAUGGCACUGUUGAUACAUACCGAAUAUUUAAUUGAGAUGAAACACCCCAGUUUAUUAAUUAUGGAAUUGAUGAUACCACUUCUGGAUUAUUUUAUGCUGGCAAAGGAGAUGCAUGUCAAAGAAUGUAUAGAGAAAACAGAAAAUGUGUCACAAUUCAACCAUUUGUUUCAUUUUCAGGCGACAUAUGUAUGUGUCAGGUAAUAUUUAAAUGUACUGGUAUUACUAGUUCUAUGGUUCCAACAGAAGCAGUAAAUAAAAUUCCCCAUUUGUUGGUCACAACUACAGAUAAUGGAGUAUCAACCCAUGAAUCUUUCUUGGCAGCAUUGAAAGAGUUUGAUGUCUACUUAAAUGAAAAAAAUGUUAAGCGACCCAUCGUCUUAUUAUCAGAUGGACAUAGCUCUAGACUAGACUUUGAUGUAUCAUCUUUUUUGGAGUCCAAAAGAAUUCAUCUUUUUCUUACUCCACCAGACACAACAGGAGUUACUCAACUUCUUGACCAAGUAAACAAGAACAUUCAUAGUGAGUAUCGUAAGCAAAAAGACUCUAUGUUUUCUGAUAUCUGUUCCUUAAACAAAGAAGCUUUUAUGUUAGUUUUAGCUAAUAUAUGGGACAAGUGGACAACCAAAGAAACGCUUGUAAAAUCUGCUAAAAGGGUUGGUGUUGCCGAAAAUGCAUUGAGUGUUGAUUUUAUGCAAAAAGACAAAUUCGAACGAGCAGAAAACUGUAUUGAACCAGAAAAACAGACUUCUCCACUAAUUUCUUCGCCGGAUAAAAGACGUGGUUCAGCAAAUUAUUGGAAAUCAAAAUUUGAACAAGCGAUGGAGUUGAUUGAUGAACUUCAUGAAAAGAGCAUUCAGCUGGAAGAAAUACCUGGUUUUAUGACAACCAAAUGUUGAUGUUUUUAUGACAACCAAAUGUUGACUUUCAAAUAGAGUUAUUACAAGAUGUAAUAACUCUAGUUGAAAGCAUAAAAAGAAAAAAAGAAAAAGAAAAGGAAAAAAAAGAAAAUGCUGCAAAAAAGAAAGAGGAAGUUACAAGACUCUUUAUAACAUGUAAGCUUCAAUGCUAUUGCGAGGAGAUAAAAUGUAAAGCUUUUGGCUUAAAGCAGUGUCCAACCUGCCUCAAUAUAAUGCGGUCCAUUUGCAGCAAAGCAAACUGCAAAGUAAAUGGAAAAAACCCAGAAAUGAUUUUAUCUGCAGCUGCUAGAAAGAAAUAACUGUGAUAUUCAAAAUCUUUUUUAUUGAAUGAACUAUUUGUUUUAAAUUUGUUGUAAAGACUUGUUCUGGAUAAACU
Hydra vulgaris (swiftwater hydra) is the source of this 1630-nucleotide messenger RNA. RefSeq lists its product as uncharacterized. Gene Ontology annotation, molecular function: nucleic acid binding. The record is from RefSeq and is a predicted model, not a curated record. Lineage: Eukaryota; Metazoa; Cnidaria; Hydrozoa; Anthoathecata; Hydridae.